GACGCAUUGCGUCCUCCGUCCAGAUGCAGCAACCCACAGGCUGCCGUCGUGUUCUUGGUGCUGCUCCCAGGCCCUACCUUGCAGCCCCUUGACGGUGACUCGGCUGCCUCCGAAAGUCUACUGUCAGGGCAAGGCACGAGCAGGUGAUGCACUCGCUGGAGUCACUGCAUUGCAUCACCUGCACGUCGGCAUGUGGCUGCUGCCAUGCCGUUGGCGGCUCUUGAACUGUCAACCUGGACGGCCUCAACAACAUCCUCCACCCCUUCGUCCAUCCCGAAGAUCGCAAGUACUACGUCUGGCGCCACACAACACCGUCGGCCGUUGUCCGUUGUCCCACACAAGCACAGGCCUUGUUGAGAACAGACUGCGCCCUCCCACGGCUACGAGGAACCGGAUCGACCAUGGACGUGCACGCUUGCUGGCUUGUGCUGGCAGGCUGGCUCACGGAUCUCAGUACCGAUCAGCGGUGCGAUCCGAUUCUGAUCAUUUCCAGCGCCCUGGGUCCUGGGUUACAUCGCGGACAAGCUGCCAGGACAAUCUGCAUUGCCACAAUACCACCGUGCCACCGGCUACGUCUCAUCUUCUGCGGCUCUACACUUGGCCAUCACACCCAUUCACCCGCAAACCCAGAGACACUCGCCGUCCACACCGUCGCUUGUGCCACCUCCCAGACCAAGCCGGCGACGCCUCACACGACGGCCGCGUGGAUGGGAGAACGUGUCUGCUCAGGGCAGAAAAAGAAGGUCAUCUCCCUCCUCCCCGCCCAACGAUACCAAGAUUCACAGCUGGAUUUUCAACCGCCUACCCUUUCCAGGACUCGUGUUGAACGCCUCCCGUCAAAUGAGAAGCAGCCCUCGCCCCUGGAGCUAGGAGACUAAUGCGCGGCCGAGUGCUCAACAUGUCAUGCUGAGAUAGAUGCAGUCCAAUCACUGACCUACCGGUCCCAGCCGAUCCUCCCGCUAAAGAAGCCGGAGCUAGGACCAGGGGCUGUCAGAUGCACGGGCGUGGAUGAUCUGGAGCCUCGAGGCCAAGAAGUCACGGACUAGGGAAUUCCAUUAGACAUCAAACCUCCUCGUUAUUAUGAUUAUGAUUAUGGUUAUGGUUGUUGUUAUUAUUAUUAUUAUUAUUAUUAUUGCGGACCAGCUAGCCUGGUAUGAUAGUGCCAAGACCGGCGAAUCGGGAGAGCGGGAAAAGCCAAAUAGACGAGCUGAACUCGAGGCAACCAACAUUGUUCGAGGGUGGGUCCUUGAUAAUGUGGGGGAAGAAGGAGGCUUGCCCGGGGCUGGAAGGUCCCAAAGCCUGAAACUUUUGCAUCUAUUGCACAGCCUAGCGGCAGCUGGUCCGAGCAGAUACAGAGCCAGAGAACAGAAAGGAAGAAGAAGAAAAACGGAGUCUGGGCGAUCCCUACGCCCACCUCCACCCUUCAUCGCGAGGGCGAAAGGCCAAGAUGAACGCCCAGGAUGAGGCUGCAUACUCCGUACCUAGGCAGCUAGCUGCUUCUGGACGCCCAUGGGUCCCGAGAGGAGCGCCCUAUCGUCCACUGUGUACUCGACCGUCGAGCCAAUAUGGGCGCUGGGGCAUGGGGAAUCUCUUGGAUGGAUGGAGGGAAGAGUCUCGGUGGAGUCUCGGUGGAGUUGUGGCCAUGAACUAUAUGAGUAGACGCCGUCCCGCGUCCUUGUGGCUGGUUAGUAGUCCAUAUUAUCUGCGUGUAACUGGGUACAUUGAGAUGUCAAGUUGACACUUGUGUGCGCCGCCUUCAUAAGUCCUUCGUUUGCUACACUCUCAUCCAAACCGCAGCCCUGGAGUAUUCUUGCCUCUGUUGUCUCUCCCUUGUUGUCGUCUUCCUGCCUAUGAUCUGUCGCUGUCUGCCUUCGUUCUCGCAGAUCACCACACUCGCUCAACAUGGGUUUGCUCGGCCUUGGCUAUCGUCGACCAGCCCGGGUCGACAGUAAUCGACAGUCUCUUGCUUCUACGGAUGACUCUGUCCGGUCUGGUAGCUCUGGAUCCUCCGCCGGCAUCCCAGUUGCUCUGACCUUCGACAAGAUCAUCGACGGUGGUACCUGUCCGCCAUGCACCAUCCGCGACUUCAUGAACUACCUCAUAUACGUUGAGAUGUCAGCAGAGAACCUGCAGUUCUUCUUGUGGCAUCGGGACUAUGUCCAACGCUUCAACAGCGCGACCACCAGUGACAUAGCUCUUGCGCCAGAAUGGACACAGGACGAGCAGAAUGAGACUUUCAACAAGUUACAAAAGGAACAUCGCGAUGGGCUCAAGCGAGAUCCAACGGCCACAGCCGGUAUCUUCAAAGGAACGGACUUCGAAAAGUCUGGUCCCAUGAGCCCUGCGAGCAUGGACAAGGCAGUGCCCAUCUUCUCAAGUAAUAAUCCAUUCAACACGCCGCCGCGGACACCCAAUGGGGAUACCACGUCGACUUUCGCGGGCCAAGACUCAACGAGCUACCGCAACCAAGCCCAAGAGGCAUUUGCCGCGGCGGGGACCAGGGCACCUUUCACGAUCCAACCAUUCCGCGAAGAGAUCGACCGUGUGAUAGCCACAUACGUGAUGGACGGUGCGCCGAGAGAACUGAACCUGUCAGCGCGCGAGCGCAAGCAACUCCUCAUCGCCCUGAGCCACACAACACACCCAACGGCGUUUCGCCAGGUGGCGUGGUCGGUGGAAAGCACCCUCCGUAUGCAGGCGCACCCGAAUUUCAUCCGAUGGAGCAUCUGCAACGGAAAUACGGCGCGCGUCAAGUUCGCCAACAUCCUCGGGGCGUUCUUGAUCGUCGGCUCGCUAGCAGCAUUCAUCCUGCUCACGCUGUCGUCCGUACCACGCGGCUACCGUGCGAUCCCCGCCGCGGGCCUCGUGCUGGGCGUCAGCACGCAGGUGGCGGCGCUCAAAGGAAUGUGUGUCGUGCUCCACGGCCUCCACCACAGACACGUGCGCCCCUGGGAGCUCUUUGUCGACGAGGAGGUCCUGGACGACAUGUCUUCGACCAGCGGCAGCGCCGGCAAGGCGGCGCAGCUUGGCAAGAAGUCGUUUGACAGCUUCGGGAGCUCGAAUAGCUACGAGGAUGAGCCGUGGGUCAUAAAGUACCAGAAGCGGAAUGUCGUGCGCAAGGUCUUUGACCGUGAGGUGUGGAUCCAGGAGCCAGCGCUGAGGAGCAUCCAGGACACCAUCUUCGUGCAAUCCAUGAUAGUGGCUGUGGUGUCUGCCGGGGCACUAGCUGCGGUCUUUGUCUGUGUGCCUGGUGGUCAUUUUUACUAAAGGGGAAAACUGGCUCGGAGUCUUGUGUCAAUGUUUCGGGGUAUUUUGGCCGUUGGGCAAAUAGUCUUAGUUGUCAUGUGGAGCAUUCUUUGGGGACUGUAAGGCGUUCUGUAUGUAUAUUAUGUGCUUGUUAUACUUGGGGUGUGUACAAAUGCCCUGCUGUGGUCUUUCAUUGGGGAUGGAAAAGGGAUGUAAUACCAACGGUUGGGAUCAUGACCGAACGACCCGGAGGAGAUUCGGCUCAAGGACAGCUUUUCGGGGGGUUACCUGGGUUUCAGCAGAUGGUCUUGCCAAACG
Messenger RNA from Diaporthe batatas, 3564 nucleotides. RefSeq lists its product as uncharacterized. The record is from RefSeq and is a predicted model, not a curated record. NCBI's taxonomy places the organism in Eukaryota, Fungi, Ascomycota, Sordariomycetes, Diaporthales, Diaporthaceae. Bases 1903 to 3267 code for a protein of 454 amino acids. The transcript has 5 exons.